GUUUUUGCACCUAACAAUAACAAUUUCUAGCCCGUUCAAACGUGAAAUAUUUUACACGUUUAGAAAAUUUUGCGUCGGGUAGAUCGGGAGUAGGGGAAAUAUAUAAUUGGAGGUUUACAUAAAUUUUGACAGUGUCUGUUACGUUUUCAUUUUUUCAACUAACAGCAUUCCAGGGGCUGAGCACCUGCACAAUGGAAUCAGACGACCAGAAGAUGGCCAUCAUGAGGAAGGCCUUCCAGAUGUUUGAUACCUCCAAAUCCGGGUUUAUCGAAACGCAGAAGAUUUCCACCAUUUUAAACACCAUGGGACAGCUUUUUGAUGAUGGGGAACUCAAUAAGCUGAUAAUGCAGAAUGAUCCGGAUAAAAGUGGGACUGUCAAUUUUGACGGAUUUUACAACAUUGCUUCACAUUUUCUCGAAGAGGACGAUGAUGAAUCUACUCAACAAGAAUUGAAAGAAGCUUUUAGAUUGUACGAUAGGGAAGGAAACGGUUAUAUCACUACUGCAACUCUUAAAGAAAUUCUAGCAGCCCUUGAUGACAAUUUGACCAGUAGGGAUCUUGAUGGGAUUAUUGCCGAGAUUGAUACUGACGGUUCUGGAACCGUCGACUUUGAUGAAUUUAUGGAAAUGAUGACUGGUGACUAAAAGACAAAUUUCCGAUCCAAAGACAACAUGUACUAGUGAUACUGACAAAAUAACAAAUAAACAAUUUUAGUAUAA
Tribolium madens (black flour beetle) is the source of this 719-nucleotide messenger RNA. RefSeq names its product troponin C (gene TpnC25D). The record is from RefSeq and is a predicted model, not a curated record. Gene Ontology annotation, molecular function: calcium ion binding; enzyme regulator activity. The coding region runs from base 192 to 644 and encodes 150 amino acids. Lineage: Eukaryota; Metazoa; Arthropoda; Insecta; Coleoptera; Tenebrionidae. The transcript has 3 exons.